This is a messenger RNA of Sungouiella intermedia, 1284 nucleotides long. The record is from the annotation of a GenBank genome assembly. Lineage: Eukaryota; Fungi; Ascomycota; Pichiomycetes; Serinales; Metschnikowiaceae.
AUGUGUGAUGUCGUCUUAGGCUCCCAAUGGGGAGACGAAGGUAAGGGUAAAUUAGUGGAUAUUUUGUGUGACGAAAUUGAUGUUUGUGCUAGAUGUCAGGGUGGAAACAACGCUGGCCACACCAUUGUGGUUAAAGAUGUUAAGUAUGAUUUCCACAUGUUGCCUUCUGGUUUGGUAAACCCCAAAUGUUUGAACUUGCUUGGUUCUGGUGUUGUCGUCCAUGUUCCAUCUUUCUUCGAAGAAUUGGAAAACUUAGAAAAAAAGGGUUUGGAAGGUAGAGACAGAUUGUUUGUCUCUUCUAGAGCACACUUGGUUUUCGACUUUCACCAAAGAACAGACAAGUUGAAGGAGGCCGAGCUUUCGCAGAAUAAGAAAUCUAUUGGUACCACUGGUAAGGGUAUCGGUCCAACUUACUCCACCAAGGCCUCUAGAUCUGGUAUUAGAGUGCACCACUUAGUCUCGCAAGAACCCGAGGCUUGGGAUGAGUUCAAGCUUAGGUACCACCGUCUUGUAGAGUCCAGAUAUAAGAGAUACGGUGAGUUUGACUAUGAUAUUGAGGGAGAGUUGGCAAAAUAUGAGAAGUACAGAGAAUUGCUCCGUCCUUUUGUUGUCGACUCUGUGGCGUUCAUGCAAAAGGCUAUCGCCGAUAAGAAGAAGAUUUUGGUUGAAGGUGCCAACGCAUUGAUGUUGGACUUGGACUUUGGAACAUACCCCUACGUCACUUCUUCGGCCACGGGUAUUGGUGGCGUGUUGACUGGUUUAGGUAUUCCUCCUAAGCAAAUCAGAAACGUUUAUGGUGUUGUCAAGGCCUACACCACUAGAGUUGGUGAAGGGCCAUUCCCCACCGAGCAGUUAAAUGCCGACGGUGAAACAUUGCAGACUGUUGGUGCUGAAUACGGUGUGACUACUGGCAGAAAGAGAAGAUGUGGUUGGUUGGACUUGGUUGUGUUGAAGUAUUCCAACGCUAUUAACGGUUACACACACUUGAACAUUACUAAGUUGGAUGUUUUAGACUCUUUUAAGGAAAUCAAGGUUGCUGUUGCUUACAACUAUAAUGGGGAGAAGUUGGAGUCCUUCCCAGAAGAUUUGGCUAAAUUGGGUAAGGUUGACGUCGAGUAUGUGACCUUGCCUGGAUGGGAGCAGGACAUCUCUAAGAUCACUGAUUACAAGGAUUUGCCAGAGAACGCAAAGAAGUAUUUGGAGUACAUUGAGAACUUCCUCGACGUUCCAAUCAAGUGGGUUGGUGUUGGUCCAGCACGUGAAUCCAUGUUGGUCAAGCCAUAA